AGAGGCUAAAUUUGUUCGUUUAGACAGAGAUAUACAACUAAUCAAAUCUGACAAAAUCGUAAUUAUUAGCUGCCCAAAAAGAAAAAAAAAAACAAAAAACAAAAAACUGCUUGCUGUUUUAUGCGCCUUUUGUGUAUUUUGGUCUAUUGCAACACGCUUUUUCUUCUUUGUUAUUUGGCCGAUCACGCACUUGUUUUUCAACGAUCUCGUGCUCCGAUUUCCGUUUCUUAGCCGACUUGAGGAGUUGUAUUUUUGCCGUGAUUCUUUUAGCCUUUUCAUAACGAUUUCUCUUUACCACCAGAUCUUGCUCCAGCUAUUCAGUGCAGCUGGUAGAAAACCAAACGAGAGUAUGAGGCUUAUCGUGACAACUUUCAUUGGGGUGGUUUUUGGUUUCUUUGUAGGUGUAUCUUUCCCAACAUUAUCAUUAACAAAGCUGAAUAUUCCAUCCAGCCUUCUUCCUACUGUUGACCUCUCAUACAUCGAGGACAAAAAAUCUGGUAUCUCCACCCAAACAAUUCUAAAUGCUUGGUCCUCUACGAGGAGUAAUAAUAGCAGCUCAACUCAAUCAAAUGAUACAUCAAAGAUUUGGGUUACAUCAAAUCCUAGGGGUGCUGAAAGACUAGCUCCAGGAAUUAUUGCAGCUGAAUCUGAUUUCUAUCCAAGGAGACUGUGGGGUAAGCCCAGUGAGGACUUGACCAUUAAACCUAAGUACCUUGUAACCUUCACUGUUGGUUAUUCUCAGAAAAAGAAUAUUGAUGCAGCAGUGAAAAAGUUUUCAGAGAAUUUCACUAUUCUUUUAUUUCAUUAUGAUGGCCAAACAACUGAAUGGGAUGAGUUUGAGUGGUCAAAGCGAGCUAUUCAUGUGAGUGCUCGAAAGCAGACUAAAUGGUGGUAUGCUAAGCGGUUUUUGCAUCCUGACAUUGUGGCUCCAUAUGACUACAUAUUUAUCUGGGAUGAAGACCUGGGAGUUGAGCAUUUUAAUGCGGAAGAGUACAUAAAACUUGUGAGGAAGCAUGGUUUGGAGAUUUCACAGCCUGGAUUAGAACCUAACAAAGGUUUAACGUGGCAGAUGACAAAGAGAAGAGGUGAUCGUGAAGUUCACAAAGUAACGGAGGAGAAACCUGGUUGGUGCACUGACCCACAUCUGCCCCCUUGUGCAGGUUUUGUGGAGAUCAUGGCUCCAGUGUUUUCCCGAGAUGCAUGGCGCUGUGUAUGGUAUAUGAUUCAGAAUGACUUGGUCCAUGGAUGGGGACUUGACUUUGCCCUUAGAAAAUGCGUUGAGCCUGCCCAUGAGAAGAUAGGAGUUGUAGAUCGUCAAUGGAUUGUUCACCAAAGUGUUCCCUCGCUCGGGAACCAGGGCGAAGUUAAAGAUGGAAAGGCACCUUGGCAUGGGGUUAGAGAAAGGUGCAGAAAGGAGUGGACAAUGUUCCAAAGUCGUAUGGCAAAUGCAGAGAAUGCCUAUUUUAAGUCAUUGGGAUCCAAUUCGACAACUCAUUAGCAGAAGAGAGACAACAUGAGAUAUUAUACACAAUCACCACCACCAUCUUGUUUAGCAUUUCACAUUAAAAAAAAAAAAAAAAAGAAAAAAAAAAAAAGGAAAAGAA
Molecule: messenger RNA, 1604 nt
Organism: Ziziphus jujuba (common jujube)
Lineage: Eukaryota; Viridiplantae; Streptophyta; Magnoliopsida; Rosales; Rhamnaceae
Exons: 14
Coding region: 350-1498 (382 amino acids)
Source: RefSeq, a predicted model, not a curated record